Messenger RNA from Alnus glutinosa, 2066 nucleotides. RefSeq lists its product as uncharacterized. The transcript has a single exon. Gene Ontology annotation, cellular component: membrane. Gene Ontology annotation, biological process: transmembrane transport. The record is from RefSeq and is a predicted model, not a curated record. Bases 104 to 1846 code for a protein of 580 amino acids. Gene Ontology annotation, molecular function: transmembrane transporter activity. Lineage: Eukaryota; Viridiplantae; Streptophyta; Magnoliopsida; Fagales; Betulaceae.
AAUGCUACAGUCUAUUGAGUACUGAUGAGUGAAAGACCUUCGCAAAAAUCAAAAAACAAGAAGGAAGAAAUAAAGAACAGAUCAGGAAGUGAAAGUGAGAGAAAUGGUGGUUCCUCGAUGCUGUUGGGCGGACAUGAAGGGCCUCACCAUCCAAGUUUUGAAGGGGCGGAGGUUCAUGAUGUUCGCGUCUCUUUUAAUCAUGAACACGGCCGGCUUGAGCUACAUCUUCGGCCUCUACUCCAACGACAUCAAGUCCUCGCUCGGAUAUGAUCAAACCACCCUCAACUUGAUCAGCUUCUACAAGGACUUGGGAGCCAACAUCGGCAUCCUCGCCGGGCUAAUCAACGAGGUCACGCCCCCAUGGGUUGUCUUAGCCAUGGGUGCAUCUUUCAACUUUUUCGGCUACUUCAUGAUAUGGCUUAGCGUGACAAAAAGAAUCGCCAAGCCCCAUGUGUGGCAAAUGUGCUUGUACAUAUGCCUCGGCUCCAAUUCACAACCUUUCGUCAACACUGGAGGCCUCGUCACCUGCAUAAAGAACUUCCCAGAAAGCCGUGGAAUCGUUAUAGGAGUUUUGAAGGGCUAUACGGGUCUAAGCGGGGCAGUUCUUACACAGUUGUACCAUGCUUUCUACGGUGAUGACUCCAAGUCUUUGAUUUUGCUCAUAGCUUGGCUUCCGGCAGCUAUAUCACUGGCUUUUCUUCCAACCAUGCGGAUUAUGAAGGCUAGUCUUGGGCAUCCAAACGAGAUCAUCAAACUCUUCUAUAAUUUCCUCUAUAUUUCGCUCUCUCUUGCCGGGUUCUUGAUGAUCAUAAUUAUAGUAGAGAAAAGGGUGGCGUUCACAAGAGGCGAGUAUGGAGGGAGCGCCGCCGCCGUGCUUUUCUUGCUGUUCCUCCCACUCUCCGUCGUUGUUAAGGAUGAGUAUAAGCUUUGGAAGAGCAAGAAAGAAGCCAUGAAUGAUCCUCCUACUCCUACACCAUUAAAGAUUACUGCCGUGGAGCCAAACCUAACUGUUCCAACAGAGCAAGUUUCUUGUUGGAAGACUGCAUUUCAGCAGCCGGAUAGAGGGGAGGACUACACCAUUCUACAAGCACUUUUCAGCAUUGAUAUGUUAGUGAUAUUCUUCACAACAAUUUGUGGCCUCGGGGGCUCGUUAACGGCGAUAGACAACUUGGGUCAGAUAGGAAAAUCCUUAGGAUACCCGAAGCAGAGUAUAAGCACUUUUGUGUCACUAGUAAGCAUUUGGAACUACCUCGGACGCGUUGUCGCAGGUAUUACCUCGGAAAUUUUCAUAACAAAGUACAAAUUCCCUCGCCCCCUCAUGCUCACUCUGAUCCUCCUUUUAUCAUGCGCCGGUCACCUCCUAAUCGCGUUCAAUGUCCCAAGCGGCGUCUAUGUGGCAUCGGUGAUUAUUGGGUUUUGUUUUGGCGCACAAUGGCCGUUGCUCUUCGCAAUUAUUUCUGAACUUUUUGGGCUUAAGUACUACUCUACACUGUUCAAUUUCGCGGCAGUGGCUAGCCCGAUUGGGUCUUAUUUGCUCAACGUGAGGGUCGCGGGGCAUUUAUAUGACAAGGAGGCUGAGAAGCAAUUGGCAGCUUUGGGGCUCCAGAGGAGGGCUGGGGAGGACCUAAACUGUACAGGGGUUGAGUGCUUCAAAAUGUCUUUCAUUAUCGUCACUGCUGUGACCUUCUUUGGCGCACUUGUUUCACUCAUUUUGGUGUUUAGGACAGGGAAGUUUUAUAAGAGUGACAUAUAUAAGAAGUUCCGAGAGGAUCAUGCGAAUUUGGCCCUCACUGAAACAGGGAUGUCUGGAAAUGGUGUCCGAAAGGCUGAGGCACAAGGUAACUAGCAAUGAAGAAGAAAUGUGGGAUCGAUAGCCAUUGAUUUUUAUGCCUUUAUGGCUGAUUAUGGAACUUUAUUUGUAGGCACCCUCAAUUUUUUUUUGCUAAAUUGUGUGUAUUUGUUUUAUAAGAUUCCUGGUCUUUUUCUUUUUCCAUAUGAGUUAAUAACAUUAUCUCUCUUUCAUACCCAAUUUUACCAUGCAUCAGAUAUAUAUUGAUGCUAGCUAG